AUGGAGUUGUCAACUGAGGUGCAGCUACUACAAGCCCCUUCAUUUCAAAUCCUGGAAACACUGCUCUAUACCCCGGAAUCAGGUGAAGUCUAUUGUCUGCUUCAUCGACGCAUACACCCGAACACAAGGCGUGCGCCAUUCUCAGUACACAACAAAACCAGUGCUGCUAUGAAGAGGUGCGUACGUCUACUCUUCGAUGGCAAAAGUGUGGAGUUACAGGCCCUGCCAUUCGUGCCCUGGACUGCGCCACAGUUGCAAGACUUGGAAGUUGUACUAGAUACACAACCCGUAUGUAGCCGUGAUGUGUUUCUGCGCUUCAAAACCACUCAUCGCACCACAUACAACGAGGCACGUGCGCGUGCGAGUAUUGGAGGUGGCAAGGCGUUCGAUGUCGUACUGUACAAUGAGCGGGGCGAAAUCACCGAGACCUCUAUCUGCAAUCUGGCUGUGGAAAACGAUGCAGGCGAGCUCGUGACUCCGCCUGUGAGUUGUGGGUUGCUCGCGGGUGUUCAACGAAGUGAGUUACUAGUGGCCGGUACAAUCACAGAAGGACUGGUACUUCUAAGCGAUCUGCAAGCUGCGGCUAAGGCGGACAGGCGGAUACUUUGCUUCAACUCCGCGCGCGGAGUGUUUGCUGUCAAACUCGUAGAAGGCACGACGUCGACGUAA
Messenger RNA from Sphaeroforma arctica JP610, 669 nucleotides. RefSeq lists its product as hypothetical. The record is from RefSeq and is a predicted model, not a curated record. The coding region runs from base 1 to 669 and encodes 222 amino acids. Gene Ontology annotation, molecular function: catalytic activity. The transcript is spliced from 7 exons. Lineage: Eukaryota; Ichthyosporea; Ichthyophonida.